Messenger RNA from Miscanthus lutarioriparius, 435 nucleotides. Lineage: Eukaryota; Viridiplantae; Streptophyta; Magnoliopsida; Poales; Poaceae. The record is from the annotation of a GenBank genome assembly.
AUGGCGUCCAGGUGCUUCUUCCCCAGGGACGCGGCCGCCGACGGCGGCCGGCACCAGCAGCCGAAGGCCGCGGCGGCGGUCCUCGAGCAGCUGCACCACGGCGGGCGCCUCCUGUCCAGGGAGGACGUCGGCGGCGCGGUGCGCGUCAAGAUCGUCGUCAGCAAGCGCGAGCUCAAGCAGAUGGUCGCGGCGCUCGGCGACGGCGCUGGCGGCGCGGCCGCCGCCGCGGCCACCACCGAGCGCCACCGACGACAGCGCGCGACGACGGGGGGAGGAUCGUCGUGCGCGGCGGGAGCGGCAGGGCCGGGCGCCGAGCAGAGGCUGCAGUCGCUGCGGCGGCGCAGCAUGCGGAGGGCCGCCGAGGCGGCGCGCCGGAUGCAGGCGAGCGGGGAGUGGGAGCCCGGCCUGCAGAGCAUCCCCGAGGAGGUUUUCUGA